Messenger RNA from Aegilops tauschii subsp. strangulata, 762 nucleotides. The record is from RefSeq and is a predicted model, not a curated record. NCBI's taxonomy places the organism in Eukaryota, Viridiplantae, Streptophyta, Magnoliopsida, Poales, Poaceae.
AUGGACACGACUGAAGACCAGCAGACCACCACCGCACCGAGCCCUGACCAUGAAGAGCUCCCAAGGUGGCGCCUUCAAGAAGAAAGCGACGCCGAUGCGCUGCCGCCGCCCAAUCCGGAGAUUUUGGGCUUUCGCCCGGGACCAAGAGGCGAAGGGCCGGGUGUAGGUCUCGAUGUUGUCCACAAGAAGGAGAACGGCGCCAUGGGCGUCGCCAACAUCGUGACCGGCCUCGCUGAACGGGAGAACCAAAGGGCACCCAAAUCCCGGCCGGUCGUGGAGAACAAAGCACCAGGAGGCCACCACCUACAGAUCGAAACCAUACUCGCUGUCGCCUCGCAGCCCGGCGCAGCCAAGGACGGCACCCCGCAGCGCCAACGCCACCCCCCUGUCGAAGAGGAGGGGGCGCCCCCUCCAGCAGUGGCCGCCGCCACCCACGACACCCGCAGAUCGACUAGAUCGGACGCGCCCGACCUAGCCCACGCCACCACCAGAUCGGCCUCGCAGCCGAGCCCGCGCCGCCGCCUUCCAGCACAGCAGCUACCAGAUCCGCGCGUCCCCGCCACCGGAGAGCUCGCCGGACCCCCCCCCCCCGCGCGAGCGGCUAACCCGCGCUGUCGGGAUCCCGACAGGGGAUGGAGGGGAGAAGCCCCGCCGCCGCCAGCACCGCACGGGCUUUGCCCGGCGGACGCCCUCAGGCAGCGGCGAGGAGGAGGGGACGGGGGGAGGGGCCUCUCGUCGGCGGCGGAGAUGGGGCUCCCGUGA